UCAGCGAUCCAGGCCGGGCAGGGAGGAGGGCGGUCAGGGCCGUCCCCAAGGCCCCAGACGCCAGCCCUGGGCCGAGGGGAUCUCCAUGGUGGCCGGGCCUCAGGCUGGACCCCCUCCUUCCUGCGGGCUGCGACAGGCGCGUGCCCGAGCUACGGGUCGCCGGCGAGGUCCCAAGAGGGCCGCGCGCGCCCUGGAUGGCGAAUGAUGGACGCGCUUCACCCGACCCAGCCCGCCGGGCCUAGGGCCUGAAAGUGCUUCUGCCUCCGCCUCCGCUCUGCGUCCUCCCCAGCUGGAGGAAACCUGCAGGCCCUCGCCCACUGCAGCCCAGAAGAGCCAGACGCUGUCUGUCGGUAGCUUCAGAGGUCCACGCCUGGGGAGGCCCCCAGAGAGAGGCGGAACGCUGCGGCCACAGCAACCCCUGGGCUCUGGACGGGGAGGAAGGCGGGCCUCUGCAGACAGGGCUGAGACGGGGAGGGUGCGAGCGGGGGACGGUUAAGUGGGGUGUCUCUUCCAAAGCAGACCGGCCGGCGAACGAGGCCCGAUGAAGAAAGGUUCUGCUGCGCGAAGGCGGCCCAUCCCCACUUCGGCCCGGGAUGUCCUCAUUGCCCUUGAUGCCUGGAGCUUCCAACUCGCCCCCACUAGGCCCUGGGGGUCCCUAGCCGGGGAGUGGGACAGAGUGAAGGCGCUGAACCGUUACUGCCGGAGCCUUCUCCUGUGGUGGAGAUCUCAAGAGUGGAGGAGAGUGAGUUGGCACCAGAGACCUCUGGGGGGUCCCCAAUACCCGGUACCAGUCCACAGCCUGUUAGGAACUGGGCUGCACAGCAGGAGGCACAGCUCCGUCAAGGCUGAUGAGGCUGCCAGCACGGCUCCCUUCCACCUUGAUCUCUGGUUCUACUUCACCCUGCAGAACUGGAUUCUAGACUUUGGCCGCCCCAUUGCCAUGCUGGUGUUUCCUCUCGAGUGGUUUCCGCUUAACAAGCCCAGCGUGGGGGACUACUUCCACAUGGCCUACAACAUCAUCACGCCCUUUCUCCUGCUCAAGCUCAUCGAGCGGUCCCCACGCACCCUGCCGCGCUCCAUGAUCUAUGUCAGCAUCAUCACCUUCAUCAUGGGCGCCAGCAUCCACCUGGUGGGUGACUCUGUAAACCACCGCCUGAUCUUCAGCGGCUACCAGAACCACCUGUCAGUCCGCGAGAACCCCAUCAUCAAGAAUCUCAAGCCGGAGACGCUGAUCGACUCCUUUGAGCUGCUCUACUACUACGACGAGUACCUGGGCCACUCCAUGUGGUACAUCCCCUUCUUCCUCAUCCUCUUCAUGUACUUCAGUGGCUGCUUCACUCCCACCAAAGCUGAGAGCUCAAUGCCAGGGCCAGCCCUGCCCCUGGUGGUGCCCAGCGGCCUGUACUACUGGUACCUGGUCACCGAGGGCCAGAUCUUCAUCCUCUUCAUCUUCACCUUCUUCGCCAUGCUGGCCCUUGUCCUGCACCAGAAGCGCAAGCGCCUCUUCCUGGACAGCAACGGCCUCUUCCUCUUCUCCUCCUUUGCCCUCACCCUCCUGCUCGUGGCGCUCUGGGUCGCCUGGCUAUGGAAUGACCCAGUACUCAGGAAGAAGUACCCGGGCGUCAUCUACGUCCCUGAGCCCUGGGCCUUCUACACCCUCCACGUCAGCAGCCGACACUGAGUCCGGAGGGGUAUGUGCACCCCAGAUCCUCGCCCAACCUCAGGCUGCACGGGGUGUCGAGCCACCUGACCGUGGGCAGCCAGAGGCCAGCCCUCCCCGCCAUCCACCGGCCUGGUCUCUGGUCUCCCUCUGCCAGAAGCUCUCUCUCCCCCCCCACUCCAGGAUCGUGGCACCCCUUCGUGUGAGGCUGACUGCAGGUUUCUGAGUGGCCGCCGAAGGCAGAGUUCUCACGCACUUGUACUGUUCCCUGAGCCGCUCACUAGGGGUGGGGACGUCGUGAGGCUCUUCAGUCAGCCUUGUCUCAGCCUCAGUCUCUGCCUGCCACCAGCAGGCCUGUUCCCAGGAAAGGGGCCCUCGUUCCCCAUGGGACGCCCCCCCCGCCUCCCCCGAGGCACUGGGGCCUGGUCUCCUCCCUCGGCUGCGGGCCCUCGGCCUCAUUUCCCAGCAGUGCCGGCCUGCGUGUGCGCAGGGGUCUUGGGGGCCUGCCUCGCCUCCCCCGGCCCCGCCUCCUCUGCUGUGCUCUCAGGGAGCCCUGUGCCUCAGAGCCUCCUUUCACCCUGCAUGCAGUGGUCCCCCAGCCCCCGUCAGUCCCCGUCUGCUGGCAGCAUCAGGGGUGAGAAGUGUGACUAAAGGCGGUGUGGAGCCCAGCCUGGCUGGCUGCUGCUGCUUCUUACUUUGGGAGUGAAUUUGGGAGGCAGGAGGAGGGCGGUUCCUGGAGCAGGGGAGGGAGUGGCUGGUCUGGGGCCCAGGCAGGAGCCCUGGGCUGACCCCAAGGGCCCACUCAGCCCCGUGUGGCUGAGAGCAGGUGUUGCCACUGUCCGCUGGCCCUCCGUGCCACUUAGUAGGAUCCUGCGGUUGGGGGUCACCUCAGGAGCAAGAAGGGCCUCCUCUAGGUCCCAGCUCUCUUCAGAGGAGUCUGGGGGGCGUUCACAGGGGUGGGGACCAGCAUAGGGCAUCUCCAGACCUGCCCCUCAGAGAUGUCCCACUGAGCCUCCCAGCUGUGCUGCCAGCCCGUUCCAGGGGCUGAAGCAGAGAGGGUGCCCUUUGGGGGAAGGUGGCGGGCCUGGUUUGUGGGAGGUUGGCACUUAGCCUUGGGCAAGUUGUUUAAUCCCUUGGGGCCUCAGCUCUUGAUCUCUGCGGGUCUCAGCCUCACCACACAGCCACCGGGGGCUUUGGGCUACUGUUACUAGAAAACACAGGGGAGGGCCACGCUGAACAGGAGACGCCUCAUUGUCGGCCAUGUUGUGAUGAGAGAAACGCCUUUGAGGAAAGCGGCUUUGUUUCUCAGGCUUGCUGCUGAGGCAUGUUACAGCACGGUAACCCUCCUCACGCCCAGAGUGUGGACAUAAAGACUGGAGUUUAGGAUUCCCACUUUGCCUUUCCCAGGCACCUUUUAAAAUAACCACUCAGCGUUUAAACCCAUAAAAAGCUGGUGACCUCGACCCCUCCCGCUUUAGAUAGGUACUUGGUACCCUGCUCUCUUCUCCCUCAGGAUCUGGGACGGAGGAUGGUCCUUCCCCUGGCUCAUUGCGCCCCCUGGCGUCUGGGAUCUGAAACAAUAAAUCUUGUGGCUCUACUUCCUUCGUGUGGAUCUAUUGAAACUGCCUUCAGUCAAAAGGACCCCAUGGGUUUCAUUUCCCCAGAGUGGGAGCUGGAUGCCGAGGGAGCUGCCUGCUGCCCCUGCGUGGGUGGCUUGUGCCCCCUGACUCAGCAGGUCACAAGUCUGUACAUCCUUAAUCCAUAAGCCAGCUGCGGCCUUUCAGCACACAAGGGCCCCCACCUGCCCAGCAACCUCGUUUGACCCCUUCCCUACCUCAAGGCCACUGUUAACUGCAAAGCCUGCUCCAGGCCUGUUCUCCAUAGAAGGACUUAAUGGAUAUCGUCUGAGCAGGCAUAGGCCUGGUUAUGUGGGGUCUGAAGCUUAUACAAUUUUGGGGGUGCUUGAUAAGAAAACAGUUAAAAAAAAAACAGUGAAUAAAAAAUUAGGUAUGAAAACAAGUGUUUAGAAUGGAAAAGAAAUCACAGCAAGUUAUUGGAGCCUUGGAGAGUCAUGUCCCUCUUGACCAAGAUCUCUUUGGGCAAUUUACUGAAAAUGUUGCCCUAGAAAUACUUCUUAAUUGCACCCUGGCUUCCCUCCACCUAGAAAACUCUAGGCCAGUGGUUUUCAAAGUAUGGUCCUGGCUGGCAGCAUCUAGAUGGCAGGAGAAAAUGCAGAUUCUUCCCCCCUUUCACCUGCUGAAUCAGAAAUUCUGGUGAUGGGGCCCUUCAGGUGAACAAAAUCUCAGCCCCCAAGUGGCAUUGGAGGGGGUUUCUGUUUUGCGGCCUGAGUUGAAGUGUAGCCUACACACGACAAGGUAAAGCAGACACCUUGAGAAUUUUUGUACAGUGAACUCAGGUAGCCACCACCCCGUGCAGGUGUUUUCAGUCAUGAGAAACACCCCUUAGAGACACCUAGAAACACCUAAAAAAGGAGUUGGCCAGGGUGUCUCCGUUGGUGUGCCUUCGGGGACACAGCCCCAAACUCUAGCGCACACUCACCUAAACUCAAGGAAAUGUCACGUGUAUGGUCAGGCCUUCAAGAUGGCUGUUCUCUUGCUCUCCGUACAUCCCUAGCUCGACCAGGCCCUGCUUCGCUCCCAUGACUAUCUAAUCCUCUUAAUUGUAGGGCUUAAUUAGUCCCUGGUCACUGAUGAGCCCACGUGAAGUCAAUUCCCCCUAUAACUGGUAACCUCCUUCCCCCGCAGAGCAGCAAAGAUGGCUGCCGAGUCCCGUCUGCCGCACACGGUGGGGUGUUGCUCCAGGAUGUUGCUUCAAACGUGUAAGAUCCCCUAUCCAGCAAAUCACUGAUGUCUCUGUCACUGUCUCUGGGCUGUUCCUUUGGUCUCAAGGCUGGGCCACUCCAAGGCUUGCAGGCCUGCGGGAGUGCAGCCCAACAAUUGGCGAACCAGCCGAGAAGCCGGGGAAACUCCCGGGCGCACCGAGAUGUCGGGGAAGAAGGACGGGGAGUGGAACGUUGUGAGGAAUCCGGGGGAUGGCCAUCCACUCGUGUGCGGGGCCCUGUGGUGUCUGUCCUUGAUGAAUGAGGGCCGCCAAGAGACUGGCGCAUCCACAGAGCACCCUGAGGGUGCUGCAGAGAUGUCGCUGCCGUUACUGUGGGGAGAAGGAAGCCAGACGGUGGAAGGGGUGGCCAUGGCUGUGGGCUGGCUGCUGCUUUGGAGGCUGAGAAAGGCCACAGACACUGAGCAAGUGCCCAAGGCUCAGGUCAGGGGCCUACAGGUGGGGUGCCAGGCUGGCCCAAACCAAAACUGCCGGAACUUUAAUGGGCAGAUUGAGGGAACAAGACGGGGAGCAGACACUUAGCCCACCACGCCGCGUGGCUGAAGGGAAGGUAGCUUCCCCGACAGGGAGUCCAGAUGGUUGGGGCCCAUCCAGAUGGGAACCCCAAGGCGUGGGACCCUACAGAGAGCACUGAUGAAGAGCAAGAAGAUUGGGACGAGGUCAUCGAGCUCCCUGUCCCCCAGGCGCAGAUGAAGAGCUCUUUUCUCCCCCAGAGCAGAGGCAGCAGACCAUCAGGAGGGAUGCCUCUCUCUCCCAUCAUAAUGGUGAUAUUCUGUUAACCUCAGGGUCUGCUUCCCGUUUCAAAGGAGCAGCCCCCACGCUUGGAGCUCAUUUGACAGCAGAGGGAUGGCUGGAGAAUGCAGACAGAAGGCAAAGACCUGGAUGACCUGUCAAAUACUUGGGUGUUAUCUGGUCAGGUAAGCCCAAAGUGGCACUGUCAGCAGUUACUGGCAAAAUGCAAGCACACCUGUGGCCCAUCACCCCGAAACAAUUACAGACCUGGCUAGGGCUGUUGGGCUGUUGGAGGCCUCUCAUCCCGCAUCUGGCCCAACCUUUUUGACCCUUGCUCAAGCCUGUAAAGAAGGGAGCUCAGUGGGAGAGGACCCCGGGGGAGGAAGAUGCCUUCACCCAAGCCAAGGUGGCUGUUAAACAGAUCCAGGGCUUUAGGGAUAUGAACUCAGGGACAGGCUUGUGAGUUGGACGUGGCCAGUUACCUGAAACGGUUUGGUUGGGGCCUGUGGUAACAGCGUAAUCACAGGAGUGCCCUUGGGCUUCUGGUCCCACCUGUGGAAGGGGGUGGAAUAACGAUGCCGUGGGCUGGAACAACAGCUCUGGGCAAUCGAUGAUGCUUCACAACAGGUGAAAGACAUCUCAGGAGGCGCCCCAGUGACUGUACGUACUCAGGAUCCCACAGCUGAGUGGCUAAAGGAUACCUUCCAGAAGCCCAAGUCCGGGCACGCACAAGUCCGAACCAUAACUAAGUGGCGUGUCUGUUGAAGGCAACAUAGCCCUUGACCUACUGGCCCACCGAGUGCAGAGUUACACGCUGAGGCCUGGUUACCUACACCACGGAGGACCCCACCGGCCUGACGGAGACAGCUGAUCCUCCUGAGAUACCACCUUUAGUGGAAGAAGGCACAGGCUCCAUCCCCUGGGAGGUUUCGUACACCGAUGGGUUGGCCCGGGGUAAUCAGUGCAGGUGGGCAGCAGUGGCCAGCCGGCCUGCAAGGGACAGCAUCUGGAUGGAGGCAGUGGAUAGCCCAGGAGUGGAUGGUGGCGGGGCGACCCUAUGGGGAAAGGACCCCGAUAGUGACCAAGGAACCCACUUUAUGGGCCACGCAAUUCAGGCAUGGGCUGAUAAAAAUGACAGACACUGGCAUCUCCCCCUGCGCUACGACGCCCCUGCUGCUAGGCUAAGCCGUGGGAUGAAUGGACCACUUAACCAGCUGGUGAAACUGGAAACCCGCUCUCUUGACACGUGGACCAGGACGCUAACUCCGCCCCUCCAAGCUAUAACUGAACAUCCCAGGAGCAGUCGACCCAGUGCCUGCAGCACGUUAACCCAGAAGCAACUAGGCAACACCAUCCAAGUUCAACUGUUGACCACCGAAGGACCAGUACUGAUCAGGACAAUAACUUGUUUUCACCCUGGCCACCGGACCUAUUCCUAGGGGAACCCAGUACAAAAUGGCCUGGGACUGGCAGGUAGGACCCCGGCGUUCUGGGUUUGCUGCUUCAUGGGGAAUAGGAUCAGAAAGGGACCUACAGGCUUCACCUGUCCUCCACUUGGCCCUGCCUGACACCAUAAGGUCAUUAAUCCAGGCCCCUGUUGGAGAAAGCACCAUUAUAUGAACGCCAUGGUCUGUUAUGCGCCCUCUCCAGUAUUUGGCACUGGCUGUGGGGACUGAGGGUGGACAGACGGCGUGGGAGUGCCGGCGGAGAUGCAGACCACAAGUAGGGGUGGUGUGAUCUCAGAAUGCUGUUACUGCUUGUAUUUGGCUUCAGGGUCAUGAUCUUCCCCCGUCUUGUGCCUGUAAAGCAUCUCUAUAUUUCGUGCCUAGCCUGAGCAGAGGGAAUCUGUUUGGGAACUGGACAGCAGUGGUGGCCUCGCCAUUGGUAAGUCUGACUGCUGGGUCUACAGCGAGAUGGUAUCGUCAUCCUCCUCUGGACUUCCAUGAAAAGUUGACCCGAUAAGCGCCUGGCUGCAAAGUCUGCCCACCUCUUGGCCUCUUGAUACUCCUUAGCAGCUGUUGGCUCUGUUGCCUUUGUGGUAUUUGGUUGCAGUGCCCUCUGCAUACCUGACCCCAGGGAUAUGGCGGAAGGGGGUCAGACCAAGAUUGUAAGGGUCAUAUAGGGUGUGUAGGGGUUGAGUGUAUGGUCAGGCCGUUCAAGAUGUCUGUUCUCUUGCUCUCUGUACAUCCCCAGCUCCACCAGGCCCUGCUUCACUCCCAUGACCAUCCAAUCCUCUUAAUCAUAGGCCCUAAUCAGUAACCACUACCUACCUAUGUGCUUGCCCCUGCCCCAGCUGCUGGUUUGCCUGGUAACUGAGGAGCCCACCUGAAGCCAAUUCCCCCUGUAACUGGUAGCCUCCUCCUCCCCUGGAGUAGUGAACACUGCUGCUGUGUCCUGCCUGCCACCUUCCAUCCAGAGUGGGGAGUCGCUGCAGGAUGUUGUUUUGGACACGUAAGAUCCCCUGUCCAACAAAUUGUCAUCUCUGUCGCUGCCUCUGGGCUUUUCGGUCUCGAGGCUGGGCUACUACAAGGCCCAACAGUCAUGUCUCCUCCAAGGGACCCUUUCCAGACACAGGGUGAUUCCGAGUAAGCACUUGGCCAGGCCCUGCCGGCCUUCCCCACAGGCCUCUGCUCUGUGCUCCCCACCCUUCCAAGCCCCCACCUGACGUCCCGUCUCCUCUUCUCCCGUGAGGCUGUCAGUGAGAAGUUCCCCUCCUCUCCUGCCUCCCUCCAGUGUCUCCUCUACUCAGCCCAACCGGGAAGAGUGUGAAUCCUCCAGCUGAAAUUCUCUGGGUCUAGAAACGGGUGUGAAUAGGUGACUCGGGAGACACGAAGUGGAGGAAAAGAGAACCUUCCACAUGGAGGUGGUCAAGGGACAAAGGAGGGCCCCAGCUGUCCAUGUGCCAAUUACCAACGCAUCCCUCUGCGCACGUGCAGCCCCUUUCUAGGACCCACUUGUCCCUGGUCCGGGAGCUCUCGUGCAGUGCACAACAUGUGCAGCCGUAUGUGUCGGUCCUGACAAAGUGGCUGGACCUUGGAGUCGGAGCCCACAGGCAGGACAGCCGUCAGCCGUGGACAAGGGAUGUAACAGGUGUCUGGGAGAAGAACGGGGAGAACCCAGCUGUGCCCAGCACUGUAUCUCCAGGGAACCAGCCCCCUCACUUCCUCGGUGGGUGUGGGGAGGGGUGGGGAGCAGCACAAACCACUGAGAAGUGGGGAGAGUCAGCAGCUUCUGCUGGAAGGGGUGGGGGCUGCGGUGGGGAGAGGAGGGAAAGGAAGAAAAGGGGGGAGACUUCCCGGCCGGGAAAGUCACUUAAGCGGCCUCCCUCUGAGCCCCUGGGCAGCCUGUGGUGUGGCCGGAGACUGCAACGCAGGCAUCUACUGCAUCCCCACCCCAAACCACACCCCCCCACACCAGAAGGAGGGGAGAGAACUGACACACAUGCCGAGAACUGACGGUGCACCAGCCAUUUGACCAUCGACAGCCGUGUGACGAGGCCCGGCCAGGACACUGAGGCACAGAGCAGUGAAGUGACACGCCAAAGUCACUCAGCAGAGGGGCCUUAGAGCAACAGUGGCUGUGUCCCUUCUGCAUAAGGCAUCCCAAGGCUCUGGCAGUGGAGGCGGCUGUGCCGUCACGGUGGGGUUUCCUUCCACCUGCAAGGUGGUGUGUGAUGAGCCUUAAGUAAGGCGGUGUGCAAAGUGCCCGACACCUAGGAGGAGCCUGUCAGCCCCCAGCUUAGUCCCCGGAGAGAGAGAGGAAAGACCCCCGGAGGCAGGGCCAGGGACCCCCUUUCUGUGUGUCACCCCUUCUUAGUGUCCACAGAGGGCUCCCAGGGAGAAACAGCAGCGUUUGUCCUCUGGCUACAGAGCUUCAGCCUCCUGAUGCAAGACUGAGUGCUGGGGAAGCCCUCGUGCAGCCCCGGUCUCUCAGAAUCCAACCUGCCACUAGCCCAGGCAGGCCGGGCAUCAGCAGUGCACGGGAAGCUGGAAUCUGACCCCUGGCGUUGGGCCUGGUCUCCAUGGCAGCCGUGGAUUUAUAACCCGGGCCUCCACCCAGCUUGGCGGACUUUCGACUUGAAGCCGGGAGGAAGGGGAACAGGAAGGCGGUUCUGGGAGCAGCGAGCGCACGGGUGGCAACCGGAGGCCCCGCGAUGGCCAAGUUUCUUUCCCAGGACCAAAUUAAUGAGUACAAGGAAUGCUUCUCCCUGUACGACAAGCAGCAGCGGGGGAAGAUGAAAGCCACUGACCUCCUGAUGGUGAUGAGGUGCCUGGGGGCCAGCCCGACGCCGGGGGAGGUGCAGCGGCACCUGCAGACUCACGGGAUAGAAAUGGAGAGCUGGAUUUCUCUACUUUCCUGACCAUUAUGCACAUGCAAAUAAAACAAGAGGACCCAGAGAAGGAAAUUCUUUUGGCCAUGUUGAUGGCGGACAAGGAGAAGAAAGGCUACAUCAUGGCGUCUGAACUGCGGUCAAAACUCAUGAAACUGGGAGAGAAGCUCACCCAUAAAGAAGUGGAUGAUCUUUUCAGGGAAGCAGAUAUUGAACCUCAUGGCAAAGUGAAGUAUGACGAAUUUAUCCGCAAGAUCACCAUUCCUGUGCAGGACUACUGAAUGAGGAGAAGGCAAGAGAGCCUCCCCUGGGCCGGAAAACUCAGACCGAUGAAUCUUUAAAAAGAAAAGCGUUCCUUUCACUUGUGGGAGAUGGCAAACACAGCAAGAUGACAUACCUGACCACAGCAGCGGGUAACUUAGCAAGGAAACGAAACGAUUUCAGCUACAGUAUUAGCAUGUCUUUAAUAAAAGACUUUUACUGAUUUUAAUAACUAACUACCAUCAGUCUCGCCCUUUAUAUCAUGGAAAGAGCCUAUGGUUUAGAGUUGGGCCAGGGUUCCAGUCCUGACUCUGCCACUUCUGAGUCAGGUGAUUUUGGGCAAAUCAUUUCACCCCUCAAAGCCUUAGGAUCCUCACUGAGGUUGGAUUCCUACUUCUUACCUCAUGGAGCCUGUUGAGAAUGGUCUUCAAAGGGCCUUUGCAAAUUGUAGAGCACAGUGUAAUCCUAGGUUGCCAUGGUCGUGCUUCUCCUAAAAAGGGCAAUUUACCGAAAGACUAAUAUUCUGUAUUUGGGUGCUAGAAUCAUCUUCCGCAUUUCCAAGAUAAAGCUAGCUGAGAAACAGCAACAAACAGAGAGCUCAAACUAUGGCAACAGUUCUUGCAGCACCACAGGGUCACAUACAAAUUCUCAUUCCCAGUGCAUACUAAUGUAGUUCAGGAUAUUCAUUCAUAAACAGGAUAAAAAACAGGUUUAAAACAAGGCAGCAUCAGCUAAACCCUGGGAAGAGUGAUCCGACUACACCCCAAACCAAAGGAAACCAGAUGUGACGAGUUGCAUUCACUGAGGCCUUGCAGAGCUUGAGAAGACCUGUUAUGAUGCUUCUGUCAGAAUUUUGAGCUCCUCCCUGACCCAUUAUCAGAGAGGUUCAUGGGACUGGGAUGGUCUGCUCAAGUGGGCCAAACUGAUGAUGGCUUCAAGCCAUUUCCUCAGGACUAAUGGAAAGUAAUAAGGGGAUGGAACAGGCCACAGCCAUGACCCAGAGAGAGAGCCCUGGAAAACAAUAGUAGGGGUACUGGUCCUGCCGGGAGCUUUUCCAGCACAAGUGGCUUUUUAAGUUAGUUAUGUAGCCAGGAGGUGCCAGGCUGGUGCUGCCUGUGCACUCAUCAACGGUGUGGAUCCAUCGCUAGCGCCAGCACAGCCCUAAAACGGGCUGGAGUCACACACCAGCAUGCUGAGGGCGGAGCGGGGCAGAACUCUUAACUACAGAGAUUUUCAUCCUUAUAUGUAUCAAAACUGGGAUCUCUGGGCUGUGGCUUUUUCUAAUUGUGCCUUAGUGGCUAAAGCAAAAGAAAACCAAAUUAAGAGGGAGGUGCGUCUCUGGGGAGGUUUACACAGAACGCAAAUCUAAGGGCCAGGAACAAGGUAAACUUCAGGGGACAAAACAGUCACAGUCUUAGUGCAGCUAUCUCACGAUGCUGCAUGGCCUCAGACCAAAUGGAGGUCCUGAGAAAGGAGAGCCGCUUUCAUUUCCCCAACAGUGUAACUGCCAAUGAAGUGAGUAGGAAUUCCUAGGAGCUGCGUGGGGGCAGGCAGUAUAUGGGCCCCAAAACACCAAGUAGGUGACCUUGUGAUCGUCAGGCUGGGGAUCUUAGGCUCACUCGGUACAGGGGCAGAUCCAGGUUUUGUGGGGUCUGAGGGUUAUACGAUUCGGCAGCCUUCUUUAAGAAUAUUACAGUAGAAAUAUAGAAUUACUAGGGCUGCUCCUGGGACCCUGGAAGAGACCAGAGCAAGUGAGGGGCCCUGGUGCUUAAACUUCAUUACCUUCAUGGUAAAUCCAUCUGAGGGCUGGUUAGAUGUUGGCACCCAUGUUGAACUGCUAUAUUUCACUUUCAGGCAAGGCUCAAGGGUCCUAGUGCGCCACAUUUCUUUUUAACUCAUCAUGGACAUGAGGAAGUUAGUCCUGCACAGCCACUCUGGAAUACCAAGGAUUAGACAGUAGAUACCUGUGAUUUAGAUGGGACAGGAAAAGGAAGUUCUGGGCUAUAACAAUAAACGAGGGUACGUUCCCUCAAAGCUUUGUCUUUAUAUGCCACUGAAUGGUAACCGUUUGGUUUCAAAGCAAGUUUUAUGAAUCUCAUUUGCCUAACAGGAACCUGAAGUAGACCUUGCCAAAAACAUAAGUGGUGUGUAACAGCCUUGAGAACCUGGGGCUUGUGUCCACUGACUCAGUGUUCCUCAUUAAGGGUGUUCAGUGGGUAGGAUUCCAAGAUCCUGGGAUGUGCUCUGAUUUAAACUUCUACCCCAGGAAAGGCUCUGACACUACCCCAUGCCUGGGUUUCAUGCUCAUUCCUGAAAUUCCUGUUGGUUUACCUAGCACCAAGUAUUGUUUGCAAAGAAAAGGCCACGGUGCUCUUAACAAUCAAAUUGCAGAUUAAACAGAUUUAAAACUAAAUGGAUGCUGUGGUUCAUUACAAAGCUAGCCAUAUUUCAGUAAGAAAGGGGAAUGAUAGCUGUAUAUUCAUUACUUACCUCAAAGCAUGUUGCAAGAGAAUGAGUUACUUGUCAUGCUUUGAAAUCUCUGGAUCAGAGGGGCUCUGGAAGCACAAAGCAUCGUCACUUUUUCUCAUAGGGAUUGUCCCCUUGUAUACGCAGCAGUGUAUUUUACAGAAGACAAAUUAACUGAAGGCUUUUCUUUUAUUACAUCUAAAGAGCUCUACAUAAACAGGUAACAUUCAAUAGGUAAACAAUUUUUUUUCCAAUGCAUGUAAUAAAUAUUUUCACUUGGUACUUUUAUACAAACUGACAUUGGUCUACUAUACAUUUUUAAAAGCCAUUUUACUGGUUUGGCAUGCGGUAUGGAAAUUCUAAGAGAGAAAGUUUUAAGGCAAUGAAUCACAGAUUUAAGUUCAUGGAAUUUAUGGUAACUUUUAUAUCUGUUUAUAUACAUUUUUCCCCUUUGUUAAUUAAACAAUUAACAGCAGCACACUCUGGGACCACCAGCUAUUCUCCCUCCCUCUUUCUGAAAUCUAAGCUUUGUAUUUUCUUUUAAUUAAAAAACAGAAUUCAACAUGUAUUGAUAAAACAAAACUCUUACUAAAAUAAUUUCAAAUGUG
This is a messenger RNA of Globicephala melas (long-finned pilot whale), 12916 nucleotides long. The record is from RefSeq and is a predicted model, not a curated record. Lineage: Eukaryota; Metazoa; Chordata; Mammalia; Artiodactyla; Delphinidae.